AUGCAAAUAUUCGUUAAAACACUCACUGGUAAAACAAUCACUCUCGAAGUCGAAUCAUCAGACACUAUUGACGCUGUAAAACAAAAAAUUCAAGACAAAGAAGGUAUCCCACCAGAUCAGCAAAGAUUAAUUUUUGCCGGAAAACAAUUAGAAGACGGUCGUACUCUUUCAGACUAUAAUAUUCAAAAAGAAUCUACCCUUCAUUUGGUUCUUCGUCUUCGUGGUGGUAUGCAAAUUUUUGUCAAAACACUUACCGGUAAAACAAUAACACUUGAAGUCGAAUCCUCUGAUACCAUCGAUGCCGUUAAACAAAAAAUCCAAGACAAGGAAGGUAUUCCACCAGAUCAACAAAGAUUAAUUUUUGCCGGAAAACAACUGGAAGAUGGUAGAACUCUUUCCGAUUAUAAUAUUCAAAAAGAAUCUACACUUCAUUUGGUUCUUCGUCUUCGUGGUGGUAUGCAAAUUUUUGUCAAAACACUUACCGGUAAAACAAUAACACUUGAAGUCGAAUCCUCUGAUACCAUCGAUGCCGUUAAACAAAAAAUCCAAGACAAGGAAGGUAUUCCACCAGAUCAACAAAGAUUAAUUUUUGCCGGAAAACAGCUGGAAGAUGGUAGAACUCUUUCCGAUUAUAAUAUUCAAAAAGAAUCAACCCUCCACCUUGUCCUUCGUCUCCGUGCGUAA
Messenger RNA from Entrophospora candida, 684 nucleotides. The record is from the annotation of a GenBank genome assembly. Lineage: Eukaryota; Fungi; Glomeromycota; Glomeromycetes; Entrophosporales; Entrophosporaceae.